AUGAGGGCAGAAAUGCCUAUUGUCAAUUAUCAACGAACUGAUGUUCGACCACUGUUGAAAUUGACAGACAGACUUUUCAACUUGGGUUUCUUCGCUUCAUACUUGACUGCACCGCAAUUGGUCGUAUUAGAGAGUUUACUCUCCAUCGCAGAUCAAUCGACCAAAUUACGUGUCUGGAAAGAAUUAAUGAACGGUAAUGUGGUGCUCGAUGUAGUCAAGAGCAUCGACCCAACAGAGCAAAACUCCGAAGCCAAUGAGAGCGCAGUUCCAGAAGCAACAGAUAGCAUGAGAGAGGACAACACAGAUAACGUCAAAGAGCUCAGUCAAAAUGGUAACGACGACGCUGAUGACGGCGAUCGCAGUAAAGAGCAAGAAGAUGAGGACCUUUCUCAAUUAGACCUUGAAGAUUUCAAACAGCAAAUAACUGGUGCAGAUUUUAUCCAAAACCUUUCCUUAAAGCUACGUUACGUAAUCUGGCAAUGCGCCCUCGAUUACAUGUACAAGGAUGAGAGAGAUGAUCUAAAUGGAGAGACGGAUGAUUCCUUUGGUUAUAUCCUGCUGGAGGAAGAAGUUCAAGAGGAGGAGUUGGAAAAGGAUGACGAAAAGAUAGACCUUGAGAAAGAUAGAAAUGAAGAAGAUGACUAUGACGAGGAUGAUGACUACGACGAAGAAGGGCCAAAAAAGGCACCAACUAACGAGGAACAAAACGCUAGUAGUAUAGAGGUGAAAGAGAACAGUGAUAAUCUCCUGACAAUAAUUUUAACAGUCUCGAAGGUCACCUUAUCAAGGCUGCGAAGUAAUAAUAAUGAAGAAAUUCUGAAAAAUAGCAACAGGAUAUACCAUAAUUUCGAACAUGAUAGGGAAAACAUGUUGAAAAGAUUAAGGCUAGAAGAAAAUGAUAAGCUCCUAGAUGGGACUAGAAAUAAAGAGGACAUGGAGACUUGGAUGGGCCUAUUGAUGAAGCUAAAGACGAGGAUUUGGUAUCGAAGAAUGGAGAAAAUGGCUCACAAAAGUCAAAUGACGACCGAGAGUAUGAUAGGCCUACCGAGGGAAACGGCCAAACAUGAUCCAAUGGGCCUUCCGGUUAAUUUAGGUGCAGCCAAUUUAUCUUUGAAGCAUCUUUUGGCAUCUAUUCAAGAGAAUAAAUCAAGUCUUCAGAUUUCUGACUAUGAGUUGAAACAUCUUAUCAUGGAUGUUAGGAAAAAUAGAUCGAAAUGGGCAUCUGACGACAAGAUAGGGCAAGAAGAACUUUAUGAGGCUUGUGAAAAGGUUGUGUUGGAGCUGAGAAAUUACACAGAACAUUCCACUCCUUUUCUAAACAAAGUUAGUAAGAGGGAGGCUCCAAACUAUCAUCUCAUUAUCAAAAAGUCGAUGGAUUUAAAUACCGUCCUCAAGAAGUUGAAAACCUUUCAAUAUGAAUCAAAACAGUCAUUUGUCGAUGAUGUCAUGCUCAUCUGGAAGAAUUGUUUACUUUACAAUUCGGAUCCGUCACACUUCUUGAGAGGUCAUGCAAUCGCUAUGCAGAAGAAAUCAAUGCAAUUGAUACCUUUGAUUCCAGACAUAGUCAUAAGAAAUCGUGCCGAUCUUGAGAAAGAACUCGAGGAAGUGGAUAAAGAUAGAGAUUAUGAUGAGGAAGAGGAAGAAGUUGCCGGGUCUGGCAGGAAAGGACUCAAUAUGGGAGCUCAUAAACCUGCAAAGGUUGCUCAUGACCGCGAAAAUAUGGAUGAAGCUGCUGGACAGACGACCGAUGAUCAUACUGCUGUUGACAUUGGCGCUGACAAGACAAAGACUCCACAAAAGGCCCCUCCUGCUGAGCAGGUAAAGCAAGAAGAAGCUAAUGCUCCUGCCGCUGAAAAAAAGCCUAACGGCGAAGAAGGUUCUCGCGAAAGUGCUCAUGGUGCAAAUGGGGAAGUUGUGACAAACGAAGAAAGCCAGUCGAUUCAGAACACUCUAGAGGAAGAUGAAGACGAAGAUGAAGAGAUGGCAGAAUCUCACUCAUUCUUUAAUGAAAAAGAUGACGACAGAGACGAUGUCGAAAUCGCAGUCUGGAAGUCUGUCACCGCCAAAGUACGUGCUGAAAUUUGUCUGAAAAGGUCACAAUAUUUUGAAAAUGGAAUACUGAAUACUGAUUCAAAGGCAUUUCUAAAGGACGCUUAUAGAAUGAAGACUUUUGAGCAACUUUAUACAGAAUACAGCGACCAGAAAGAGAUUGAAAUACAAAGGAAACAAUUAGAGAAAGAAUCGAUAAUGAAGAACGGCUUCCACACUGCAGUUAAGCAAGAGGAGGAUGAUCAGGUUUCAUUCAAUGCUGAUAAUACGGUCGAAAACCCCGAUCCUUUCGAGAAAGAUUCAAAUGACAUCGAAGUCGAUAGUACGUUGUUUUUGACAGAGUACGAUAGCGUUAAUGGCCUUCCUGCUACAGCAUAUCAGGGAACUGAUGCCAGAAUUCUUGACAUGGAGGAAGAUGCCUGUGUAAAAAGGAUGCUUGAGGAAGGCGAGUCGAAACCAAGUCCCUUCUUAGCAAACUGCAAUAAAGGAAUGACGCCCAUGAUUAACAAGAACGUUGGUCUGAUACAACAUAUCAGGCACAUAUGUCACAAGAUUUCGGUCAUUAGGCUCUUACAGAGCCCAGCUGCUAAUCAAAAUGCUAGAGCAAACCCCAAUCAAUUGAUCAAUACACACCAGUAUAAAUUCGAGACCAUAGAUGACUCUUUAGAUAUUGAUCCAGUGUCUCAACUGCCGACUCGUGAUUCAAAAAGCAAUAGGCAGCUAAUGUGGAGAAUCAUGCAUAGAAAUGUCUCAAAAGUUACAAUGUCAAACGGCUUCGAGACUGCUCAGCCAUCUGCCAUUAACAUAUUGACGGAAAUUGCCAGCGAUUAUUUAUCCAAUUUGGUGAAAAGUGUCAAGAUGCAUCACGAAAGUAAUUCUUUGAGUACAACAAACUCGAAGGAAAUUUUGCAAAUGAGUCUCCUUGAAAAUGGUAUCAGCAGGCCUGAUGAUUUAUUUGUUUAUUAUGAGGCUGAAUUCACAAAGAAAACAAAGAAAUUAUUAGACAUCAAGUCUAAGCUGGAGGGGUUCCUAAAAGACCUUUUAAGACCAACACUACAAGAGCUCAAUGAGCGGAACUUCGAAGAUGAAAGUCAAAGUUUCUUGACAGGAGAUUUCGCUACCGAAAUUACGGGUGAGGACUUUUUCGGAUUCAAAGAGCUUGGUUUGGAGAAAGAAUUUGGGGUGUUAAGUUCGUCAGUACCGAUUCAAUUGCUCACUUUUCAGUCACAAGCGAGUGAUGGGGAAACAGAGGUACAAGUUAAGAAGGUUCAGCCAGAAGAAUUCAGCAAUGUUCCUUACUCGAAGUUGACCAGAGAGGAACUCACAACACAAGCACACUGGGCAACUCUGGUACCUUUACUUGAGAAAGCCUGGCAGAGGUCCAAGAGUUAUCGCCAAAGAUUAGCGAAGAGUUCAUCAUCGGGGGAUCAGACGGCGAUCGAUGAGAUGGAGAAGAAAGGCACGGAGUUGUUACUUGAAGAUGACGAAAUGACAUACAAGGCAAAAUCAGGCAAGCCACGUCUUCCACCUACUGGUAAAAUUAGUACCACAUACAAAAAGAAGUCAUUAGCAGAUGCGUUUAUCCUUCCUGAGGAAGAUGAAGCGAAUAAUGUCGCAGGCCAAACGGCAACAGACAAUUUCGGAGACACUCCUGUCCAACCUGCCGCCGGCGGAGAAGAGACUUCUUCCAUUGAUGCAUCUUACAAACAAAGUAUGCCAGAAAUGGAGGAUUUUUUCUCAUCAGUUUGA
This is a messenger RNA of Torulaspora delbrueckii, 3798 nucleotides long. RefSeq names its product SAGA histone acetyltransferase complex subunit SPT7 (gene SPT7). NCBI's taxonomy places the organism in Eukaryota, Fungi, Ascomycota, Saccharomycetes, Saccharomycetales, Saccharomycetaceae. The transcript has a single exon. Gene Ontology annotation, biological process: regulation of transcription by RNA polymerase II. Gene Ontology annotation, cellular component: SLIK (SAGA-like) complex; SAGA complex. Gene Ontology annotation, molecular function: structural molecule activity; protein heterodimerization activity. The record is from RefSeq and is a predicted model, not a curated record. Bases 1 to 3798 code for a protein of 1265 amino acids.